Penicillium canescens is the source of this 594-nucleotide messenger RNA. RefSeq lists its product as uncharacterized. NCBI's taxonomy places the organism in Eukaryota, Fungi, Ascomycota, Eurotiomycetes, Eurotiales, Aspergillaceae. The record is from RefSeq and is a predicted model, not a curated record. Gene Ontology annotation, cellular component: mitochondrion. The transcript has a single exon. Bases 1 to 594 code for a protein of 197 amino acids.
AUGGUAUCAUUCUUUGGCUGGGGCUCAAGCCCAAAAUCCUCAGAGAGCCAACAAAAGCCCGAAGAAAAGCCAACCCCCGAACAACCCCAGAGCCCAGAAGAAAAUCCCACAACGCUCCCAAUGCAAUUACCCCGACCCCCAGCGUCAGAAAACACAAACCUGAAACUCCUCUUCGGAGGAAUGACCUUCUUCGCGCUCUCAGUGCUCGUAACAAGACGGGCCUUCAACAAAAAACGCAUCGCGUGCAUCCCACCAUUCUACACAAGCUCGAUCUACCACCAGCCCCACUCAAACUCCGCAAUGGAUGCCUUCGAGGCUUUGAAUCUGGCUACGCUAAACGUGCUGUCUUUUGGUAUGAUGGCUGGUGGUGCUGCUGGGUAUGCGUUGAAUAUCAAUGGGCUGGAUGAUAUGCGGAGGUUUGUUCGGGCUGGUUUGCAAGGUGGGAGUGAUACGCCUGUUAAGAGUGAUGAGGAGUUGGAGGCUGAGGUUACGGAGUGGGUUAGCAAGGUUCUCGGUGAUCGGUUCGAGAAGCAGCUUGAGAAGGAGAAGGCAAAGAGAUUAGUGCAGUUUGAGCAGGGGAAUAAAGAGAACUGA